GGAAGACAAGCAGCAAAUCAGAGUGCUUAGUGGCUUCGGUAGCACCCUCCUAUGUAAUGUCAGCACAGCAUGCCUUUUAUCACCGCACCAGACUGCGUGAGAAGUGUGAGGAAGGAAAAGAAGAUGCAGCAGUAAAUUCAAACAGUAGAGAAGACCUCCCAGCCUUUACUCUUCAUUUUUAGCCGAGAACUUGUGGCUUAGAUGGUUUAACUUCUGAGUGAUGAACCAUGUACCUCCAAAGUGGAAGAAGAAGCAGACCGCCAAGAAGAAAAAGAAGGGAUUUGUACCCCUGCUCAACAUAGGGAGAUGGCAAGAUUGUACAAAGGAGCUCUGAAGCAACAGAAGGAAGAGAGAGAGGAGAUGGAUGUUUAAUGGAGCCCUGUUUUUUUUUCGAAGCACAGUGUUCAAAGUGAAGAGAGCAACUUACUGAUCAGGUUGUCUGUCUCAGUGCCUCUUAGUCAGCUUACAACAGACAUCCCUAACCCUUGUCACUCUUCCUUUUCUCUUAGUUAUCCAUGUCUGAUAACCUCUCUUUUUUCCUCUUCACCUCUUUCACUAUCAUUCAUUCUCUCCAAUUCUUUCUCUGCUCAUUUUUUGAGCUCUUUACUUUUAUGUUACCCACAUCUAAAUAUCUUACCCUCCAUCCUUCUCCUCCUUCUCUCUCCCUCCCUCUCCUUCUCUUGCUUUGUCUCCCUGUUUCUCUCCCGCUCUCUCUCUCGCUCUCUCUCGCUCUCUCACUCUCUGUGAGGAGGGAGAAGAGCAUCAACGGCCGAGCCACAGUUACAGCACAUGCAACAGGGUGCAGACAGCACCUUCUGUUUCGCUGCCUCUCCUCUCUGACUCUCUCAUCCCUCCCAGAGGACAGCUGCAGGGGAGAAAAGAAGAAGAGAAGUGCAGCUGAGCAGGUGAAGAUCUAUCCAUCAAAACAUCAGAGGAGGAAAAAGGUAAAAGUUACAGGGAGAAAGGAGAAGAACAAUUCUAUUGCACUCUUUCAGAGAAGAAAAGACAACUUAGAGAAAGAGAAGAGGCAAAGACUGCACAAACCAGGGAAGUUCAGUUGGAAGCAGAGUUGAGAAAGAAGUAAAGAUGCCACCUGUGGCACAAGUUUGAUUAUAGACCAGCCUCCUUGACUCAGCGUUGGUGAACUGCUUUCCACACUUCUACCACCCAUUUUUUUUUAACACCUAUGGCUUCCAAGAAAAAGUGGACUGAACGGAGGGAGUUGCGCAGGGACCGGCCUUUCUCCACCCGGGAUGAUUCAUCUGUUGCAUCUGGGACAUCUGGGCCAGGGCGUCCUACCACCAGGGGGCGCUUCUCAGAGUCGUGGAAGAGGCUGAGCUCCAGAGGGGGGUCCACCAAGCGAGGGGGGCUCAACUCUCAGCAGCCACCGGCACAGAAAUCGUGGAUAGAAAGAGCGUUCAGCAAGAGAGAAUGUGUUCAUAUCAUAGUGAGCGCCAAAGACCCCAUAGGUAAGUGCUGUUGUGGUCGCUUGAUAGGUCAACAUGUGGGCCUCCCCCCGGGAAUCUCAUCCAGUCAGAAUGAUAAGGCGGAGCGUUUGGCCAAGAAUGACAGCCUGUCGGAGAAAUGGUCGAUCAGCAAACACACCCAGCUCAGCCCCACCGACGCCUUCGGUACCAUCGAGUUCCAGGGAGGAGGACACUCCAACAAAGCCAUGUAUGUGCGGGUGUCUUAUGACACCAAGCCUGACCUGCUGCUCCACCUGAUGACCAAGGAGUGGCAGCUGGAUCUGCCCAAGCUGCUCAUCUCAGUCCACGGAGGCCUGCAGAACUUUGAACUGCAGCCCAAACUCAAACAGGUUUUUGGCAAAGGGCUCAUCAAGGCUGCCAUGACAACAGGAGCCUGGAUCUUUACAGGAGGGGUCAACACAGGGGUGAUUCGCCAUGUGGGUGAUGCAUUGAAAGACCACGCAUCCAAGUCCAGGGGAAAGAUCUGCACCAUUGGCAUCGCUCCAUGGGGCAUCGUAGAAAAUCAAGAGGACCUUGUUGGCAAAGAUGUGGUGCGUCCAUACCAGACCAUGUCCAACCCUAUGAGCAAGCUGACGGUUCUUAACAGUCUCCACUCCCACUUCAUCCUGGCAGACAAUGGCACCACGGGAAAGUACGGCGCUGAGGUGAAACUGCGACGGCAGCUGGAGAAACACAUCUCCCUGCAGAAAAUCAACACACGCAUUGGUCAGGGAGUGCCGGUGGUGGCUCUGAUCGUAGAAGGGGGCCCGAAUGUGAUCUCCAUAGUGCUGGAAUACCUCAGGGACACGCCUCCUGUCCCUGUGGUGGUGUGUGAUGGCAGCGGCAGGGCCUCAGACAUCUUGGCCUUCGGACACAAGUACUCUGAGGAGGGAGGCAUUAUUAAUGAGUCUCUAAGAGACCAGUUGCUGGUGACCAUUCAGAAGACUUUCACCUACAGCCGCACACAGGCCCAACAUCUGUUCAUCAUCCUCAUGGAGUGCAUGAAGAAGAAGGAGCUGAUAACAGUUUUCCGGAUGGGGUCUGAGGGUCAUCAGGACAUUGACCUUGCCAUCCUGACUGCACUACUAAAAGGUGCCAAUGCUUCAGCUCCUGACCAGCUGAGCUUGGCUCUGGCGUGGAACAGAGUGGACAUUGCCCGCAGUCAGAUCUUCAUCUACGGACAGCAGUGGCCCGUCGGUUCCCUGGAGCAGGCAAUGCUGGAUGCCUUAGUUCUGGACAGAGUGGACUUUGUUAAGCUGCUGAUUGAAAAUGGUGUCAGUAUGCAUCGUUUCCUCACUCUCUCCAGGCUGGAAGAGCUUUACAACACGAGACAUGGACCGUCCAACACGCUGUACCAUCUUGUCAGAGAUGUCAAAAAGGGAAACCUGCCACCAGACUACCGCAUCAGUCUCAUCGACAUCGGACUGGUCAUCGAAUACCUCAUGGGCGGGGCUUAUCGCUGCAACUACACCAGGAAGAGAUUCAGAACUCUGUACCACAACCUUUUUGGACCUAAAAGGCCCAAAGCCUUGAAACUGCUGGGGAUGGAGGACGACAUGCCAAUCCGCAGGGGACGCCAGAAGACAACCCGUAAACGAGAGGAGGAGGUGGACAUUGACUUGGAUGACCCUGAAAUUAACCACUUCCCUUUCCCCUUCCAUGAGCUUAUGGUGUGGGCCGUGCUCAUGAAACGCCAGAAAAUGGCGUUGUUCUUCUGGCAGCAUGGCGAGGAGGCCAUGGCCAAGGCAUUGGUGGCGUGUAAGCUUUGUAAGGCGAUGGCACACGAAGCCUCAGAGAACGACAUGGUGGAUGACAUCUCUCAGGAGCUUAACCACAACUCCAGAGAGUUCGGCCAGCUGGCAGUGGAACUCUUAGACCAGUCCUAUAAACAGGACGAGCAGAUGGCCAUGAAGCUCCUGACGUAUGAGCUGAAGAACUGGAGCAACGCCACCUGCCUGCAGCUGGCUGUAGCAGCAAAACACAGAGAUUUCAUCGCGCACACCUGCAGUCAGAUGCUGCUGACAGACAUGUGGAUGGGACGCCUGCGCAUGCGCAAGAACUCAGGCCUGAAGGUGAUCUUAGGGCUGCUUCUGCCACCGUCCAUCCUGAGCCUGGAGUUCAAGAACAAAGAUGAGAUGUCCUACAUGCCACAAGAUCAGGAGGCGUACCUGCAGGAGAAAGAGGAGGAGGAGCCAGAGAAACCAGUCAAGGAGAAAGAGGAGGAAGACAUGGAGUUCACAGUAAGAUCUUACUGUGAGACGCAGUACAACUCCGUGGCAAUGCUGGGUAAGGUAACCACAGAGACAUCAAGAAAGAAGGACGUUGAGGAGGUUCAAAACCGCCACCGCCUCAUACCCAUGGGACGCAAGAUAUACGAGUUCUACAACGCUCCAAUUGUCAAGUUCUGGUUCCAUACGAUGGCUUACGUAGGCUAUCUGAUGUUGUUCAACUACAUUGUCCUGGUCAAGAUGGACCUGUGGCCUUCUCCUCAGGAGUGGAUUGUCAUCGCUUACAUCUUCACCAACGGCAUCGAGAAGAUGAGAGAGAUCCUGAUGUCAGAGCCGGGGAAGUUGUUACAGAAGGUGAAGGUGUGGCUUCAGGAGUACUGGAACAUCACAGACCUCAUGGCUAUCCUCAUAUUUUCUGUGGGCAUGGUUCUGCGUCUCCAGGAGCCGCCACUCAUGAGUUACGGGCGGGUCAUCUACUGCGUCAACAUCAUCUAUUGGUAUAUCCGGCUGCUGGACAUCUUUGGGGUCAACAAGUACCUGGGUCCUUAUGUGAUGAUGAUCGGCAAGAUGAUGAUCGACAUGAUGUAUUUUGUGAUCAUCAUGUUGGUGGUGCUGAUGAGUUUUGGGGUGGCGCGUCAGGCCAUCCUCAACCCGAAUGAAGACCCAUCCUGGAUGCUGGCAAGGAACAUCUUUUUUAUGCCUUACUGGAUGAUCUAUGGAGAGGUGUUUGCCGACCAGAUUGACCCCCCCUGUGGGCAGAACAUCACUACAGAGGAUGGGGUAGUGGCCCUGCCUCCCUGUAAGACGGGUGCCUGGAUUGUCCCUGCCAUUAUGGCCUGCUAUCUGCUCGUCGCCAACAUCCUGCUGGUCAACCUCCUCAUAGCUGUGUUCAAUAAUACUUUCUUCGAGGUGAAGUCCAUCUCCAAUCAGGUCUGGAAGUUCCAGCGGUACCAACUUAUUAUGACCUUCCAUGAGCGCCCAGUCCUUCCUCCUCCCCUCAUCAUCUUCAGUCACAUAACCAUGGUCCUCAAACAUCUGUGUUGUCGCUGGCGCAAGCAUGACGACGACGAGCGGGACUAUGGGCUGAAACUUUUCAUCACUGAGGAUGAGCUGAAGAAAGUCCAUGACUUUGAGGAGCAGUGCAUAGAAGAGUACUUCAGGGAGAAAGAUGACCGUUUCCAUUCCUCCAAUGAUGAGAGGAUCAGAGUCACUUCUGAAAGGGUGGAGAAUAUGGCAAUGCGUCUGGAGGAAGUAAAUGAAAGGGAACACUUCAUGAAGGCCUCACUGCAGACUGUUGACAUCCGUCUUGCCCAAAUGGAAGAGCUGAUUGGUCGAAUUGCUGUGGCGCUGGAGCGUGUGACCGGUGUCGAGCGUGGGGAGGUCAACAAAGCACGAUCCCGGACUUCUUCUGACUGCACAGACUCAGCUUACAUACUCCGCCAGACUGAGUGUGCAGAGGCGGCAUACAUCCUUCGUCAAAGCAGCUUUAACAGCACAGAAGGAAAUGCCUACCGCCUGCAGGAGGCGCUAGAGGGAACAGCUGAGGGCUCCAUGUCCCCUCCCUCUCCUACCACCUUAGCUACACGAACAAGGAGCCACUCUUUUUAUGUCGGAGGUGGUCGUGGUGGUGAACGCGCAAGUGGAACUGAAAGAGCUGAGAGCUUCUUCAAAGAGCGCUCCCUAAGUCUCCACCGGGCCAACAGUUCACAAUCAGUGUCCUCAGCCGCUGCCACCAAGGAGUCUAAGCCCCUCCCUCUGGCUACGCUGUCCGUCUCCCAGCAGCACCGUCCAUCAUCAUGCAUUGAUAUCUAUGUCUCUACAUCUGAGGAGGUUGGGCCUGCAGAGGUUUUUCUGGAUCCUCUCCGUGUGGUCCCACAGCUCCAGAGAGAUUCCUCACUGCAGUCAGAUAUCAUGGAGACGGUGCUGCCGGGAGGCCGGGACUUCAGCAGCGCCGCCACCAGCGGUAUGGGCGACAGACACUCGGACGGCGGUGCAGGCAGCAGUGGAACAGCUGGAGCCAUGUUUGAAGACAGUGCUGCAGCUGAUUUGUCAUUGUGCUCUGCCCACCUCUUACCAGACACCACUUUACCUCCUUGGGACAUGGAACCAUCCCCACCUCCCUCCGCUGGACUCCUCGAACGCUCCAAGAGCAGCCGCUACCUCUCCACAGCAGGCACAGGGUUCCUGGAUGAGCCUCCUCUUGUCAAGUCCCACAGCCUCAUGUUCACCCCGCGAGGUUGUUACGGUGGCCUAGGGGCAGGAGUCCAGGUGAAAGCUGCAGAGUACACCAGCAUCACAGACUGCAUCGACACACGCUGUGUGUCAGCUCCAUACACACCUGUAGAACGCUCUCAUUCCCCUGGAUCCACCUCAUUCCCCUUUGAUAAACCCCUAGACAUUAGCUCUGCCUCUCACCCAGAGAGAGAGGCAGAGCUUAGUCAUACCGAAUCAGAUCCAGAGGACCCUGAGGACUUGAUCCCAGCCCCUGAUACCCCUCGUCUAGGGGGCCUUAGUGGGCCCAGUGGGGCCCCUCUCUGCUCCCCUUUCUCUAGGCUGGAGCGAGCAAACAGCUGCUCUUCAGAUGACUCCCAUCCUUCCCUCACGCUGGCUCCUCCGCACCGGAAGAGCCUGUCAGUGAGUGAGAGGAUGGAGAGGGGACCGAGUCUGGGGGCAGACAGGGGACCUGGGCCAGGGGGCCGGGGUCUGGCAGGAACCAGAAACCCUUUCCUCAGGAGCAAGUCUGGAGCGCGGCCUGAAACAGCAAAGACUGACAGCCUCUCCAUGAGAAAGCUGGCCACACCGUCAGCUUUUCGCAGCUUUGAUAGACAGAACUACACGUGACAAGAACAGAGGUCAGCACACACACACACUGACAGGACCGGAGAGAGAAACUAAGAGGGUUGUGGGUUGAAGUAAAAACAGGAGGAAGUUGCCCAUAGAUGCUGAUUUGGGUUAGACCUAAAGUUUCUCACUUGUGUAAUGCUUGGAAAUUUAAAGGUUUAUUCAAAGUCAGCAUUUGUGGACAACUUUGACGUAAAUCAUAGGUUGGGGAAGGGGAAGGUUGGGUGGUAGAUGAUGGGGUCCUACUGUACACCAGUCAAAAACAAAGAGCUAUGAAUUUAGAUUAGUUUUUACCUCCUCUUGUAGCUGAAUAACUCUCAGUGAGGUGUCAUGGCAGUGGAAGGUGUGUUUGUUCUGUAUGUCUUCCAUCCACCACCUUUACAUCAAGUAGACAUUUGUCAGUUAUCCCACCACAUAUCAGUCACGUUAGUCAGAGAAAGUAAACUGUUACCUCUAGCUUUAUUUUAUCGUAUAAGCUUUUAAGUCCAAGAGACUCCAAGAGAGAAGAAAAAGACAGCCACCUCAUCUUGUCCUUUUUCUUAGCAUAGUCAGUACUGUCACUUCAAAUACAUUUUCCUCUGUUCAUAUGAUCCUAACUCCACUCUGUGAGACCCAAGCAAGAGAAAACAGACCAUUUCUGUCUGCUUAAUAAAUAACCACUAAAGGUUUUGGAACCAUUGAGAGCUGUAUUCCUCUUUUGGCUGCACAGGAAAUAAUUGCAGUAACAUGGCAACAGGUUACCUCUGGAUACUCUUAAACACAUGAAAAAAAAAAAAAACAUCUCUUUUUUUUUACAGCAUAUCAAAUUUGCCUUUCUAUGUCUCGGGUUUGUAGCUUUAUUUAUUGACAUAACUGUUAUUACUUUUUUCGUUGUCAGUUUAGCUAGAAAAAGAAAGAAGUGUCUGAACACAAUCCAGUCAAAAGGUCAGGAAUCAAGUCACAUUUUGUUCCUAUUAUGACUGUUAAAUGGAACAGUAAACACUGGAUAUAACUGGCCUCGUGUAGAGAAAAGAUGUAGUAAAUGUGACAUGAAGACUAGCAGGCGUCAGAAUGCAGUCCUCCACAGCUUAACUGUAGGGCAGUGAACCUGUAACAGGAACACAAAUCAUCAGAGUCUUUAACUUUAUGCAUUUGAAAGUACACAUGCAUGGUUGCACUCAUGCACAGUCUGAAGUCUUUCAUUAAAAAUGAACAUUAUUUCAGGCCAGAUCACUGAGAGCGCCAUAAAGUGCAAUUGUAAAAAUCUGGGACAGGAGGGCGCUGUUGGUCAAUUUUAGAAGUUCCCUGAGUGCUCCUGAUGUGAACCUCCUUUGUCUGCACCUAACACCAAAAAUUUGUACUUUCCAUGAGCCUUUGAUAUUAUUUCCCCUAGCUCUCCUCUUUCAGGGUUUGGCAGUGGCAUUAUUUGUAAUGGUUCUAUAUCCACCUCAAUCUAAUGGAUCCGUCCUUCAUCUAUUCCAUAACUGUCAAUCAUGAGCUUUUCUCCUUUAUUUCUGGAACUGCUUCAAAUCACGCAGCUGCAAAGGCAGAUUUUAAAAAGGAAACAACUAUUAAUUACCACGCCCAUCAAAAAUCAUAUUCAAUGCAGAGGCAAUUGUUUUCCUGCGUUUUAUGCACUAUAGCUGAGACAUAAGAAAAACCUGCAUUUUCUGUGACAUGGAGGGGAAACAUGGGAUUGUUAUAGUUAAACAAUGAAAGCCAGAUCAGUGUUUGAGAAAUUUCUACUUCUUUUUUUAUUCUAAUGGAAAGAGUAGGGUCAGACAUCCUUCUCUGAUAGCCUUGUAAAAAUAAGAUAGGAGAAAUGAAUACUGAUUUUUUUUAUGUUUGUUUUAUAUCUCCUCACUAUAUCAAUUCAGUUGAAUCAUGUUGCAUUUAUUUUGAGAUUGAUUCUGUUUGUUGACAUUUUCUUGCUCAUUAUUGAUAAAUGCAGUAAAUGCCUGUUUGAAUUAUGAAAUCAAUAUUUAUAUCUUCUCAGUGAUAUUUUGUCAAAUUUUAAGUAUUUUCUAAUCAAGCUUUUAAAUUGCAUAAAGAAGACCAUCAACAUGCACUAAAUGCUGAUGUAUUAUAUUAUUUAUUAACUAUAGAACUGUCUGAUAUCCUGUACAUUUCAAUCAUAUUUAAAGUAUUUAAAGUAGCUUUUAUUCUAUGUUUAUCAAGCAGCUUAUGAGAAUUUUCUAAUGUAAAGUUGACGUGGCAGCACACUGUUGUCAGUAAACCAAACUUAGGGUGCCUUUUGGCAUGUAUGGAGUAUGUGGGGACUGAAGUGAAAUAAAUCUGUGAAUUUUUCCUAUUUUUCUCUCAUUAUAGAGCCCCAAUAUCUGUGAUUAUUUUUUAAACAUAUGGCUUUGCAUACAUUCAUAGAUUUUUGUUAUUGUCUCUGAUGGAUCAAGUAGGGGAAGUAUUGUUAUAUGGAGGCUGUAUCAUUGUUUGUUUUGGACAUUUUUAUUUGAGUUUACCAAAAUUAUAAAAAAAGAUAUAAUGAUGAAUUAUAUAUUUUAAAGAUAAAAAAUGUAUUUGCACAUGAUACUUGGACAUAAAGACGGGGAUAAAGCGUGGCCCUAGAUAUUA
This is a messenger RNA of Notolabrus celidotus (New Zealand spotty), 9103 nucleotides long. It is a transcript of the gene trpm3, whose product is annotated as transient receptor potential cation channel, subfamily M, member 3. Gene Ontology annotation, molecular function: monoatomic cation channel activity. Bases 1187 to 6535 code for a protein of 1782 amino acids. The record is from RefSeq and is a predicted model, not a curated record. The transcript has 26 exons. Gene Ontology annotation, biological process: monoatomic cation transmembrane transport; protein tetramerization. Gene Ontology annotation, cellular component: membrane. Lineage: Eukaryota; Metazoa; Chordata; Actinopteri; Labriformes; Labridae.